AUGGCUCGAUUAUGGUCUGCCGCUAGCCACAGUUCGACUGCUUGCAAAUAUGGAUGCGACAACAAGCAUGGGUUCCGCAAGGGACAUCAAGGUGAUUGGCGGAGAUUGCAGCUACAUCCGGCUUCGAAUCUUGUCUUCGUUGACGAUAUUCGCUGGUUCGCUUGCCCGACGUCUGGGAUUAAUCAACACUCUGGUCUUCACUUACGAAAAGGAAGAUGUCAGAAGCGCGGGAUGUCGCUCAACAACUUGCUGCAUAACUAUCGGUUCGCUCUGCUGGUCUGGUGGCCCGGGCUAUUGUCUGCCCACCUGACUGCAGCUGAUGGACUGAUUAAGAAUCUUCAGUGCUUCAUCAGAGGCGAGGGUGGUAACCGCACAACUUCUCUUCCAAGCAAAGCCUCAUAUAUGGAUCAGCAAAGUGGCAAUGAUCUGCGACAGAGAGAUGGGCUACGACCUGAACGAGAAGACGCACACUUAGAUCCUGUUCUCGCAAUUCUCCGCGAUCGCUGCUGCCUUGAAUGCUGUUUGCCCAAAGCUGCAAAUCGUCAAUCCACACGGCAUCACCGGCCUAUCAACCAGCGAUGUUCUGAUCCCGGGUACUUGGCCAAGUGUCUAGUCAUGCCUCUGAUUACCUUGUUUCACAACGCCAAAUCUUCCAGGUCCGCAAACUUUCAUGAUCAGUCUACCGUCAUGACAGCUUGGCGCGAUGGCUACACAAUCGCCACAUCAAAACCCUCAGCUUCCGAAACUGCGACCUCGAUGCCCUACACUUCCUCUAAGUUUCAUCUUAUCGAGAGGCGAAAGGAGGUGUCAAAACACCUUCGCUAUGGCUCUAGUGCUCAAAUCAACCAGCGAAUCACUCGAUUCGAGGGCGCAAACACCGACAUGAAGAAGUUGCCAUACCUUGUCCGCUGCCAUAAUAUUGGCGAUCAAGAUGUUCGGGCCCGAAAACGAAGCUCUCUAGCCGCUAGAUGA
Messenger RNA from Aureobasidium pullulans EXF-150, 972 nucleotides. RefSeq lists its product as uncharacterized. The coding region runs from base 1 to 972 and encodes 323 amino acids. The transcript is spliced from 5 exons. Lineage: Eukaryota; Fungi; Ascomycota; Dothideomycetes; Dothideales; Saccotheciaceae. The record is from RefSeq and is a predicted model, not a curated record.